Medicago truncatula (barrel medic) is the source of this 1190-nucleotide messenger RNA. Its product is annotated as tRNA (guanine-N(7)-)-methyltransferase. NCBI's taxonomy places the organism in Eukaryota, Viridiplantae, Streptophyta, Magnoliopsida, Fabales, Fabaceae. The transcript is spliced from 8 exons. Gene Ontology annotation, molecular function: tRNA (guanine(46)-N7)-methyltransferase activity. Bases 84 to 926 code for a protein of 280 amino acids. Gene Ontology annotation, biological process: RNA (guanine-N7)-methylation; tRNA methylation. Gene Ontology annotation, cellular component: tRNA methyltransferase complex. The record is from RefSeq and is a predicted model, not a curated record.
CACAUGUUUUGUUUGAAACCCGAAGAAUCGACAUGGAAUAGAUACAAAGUCAGAAGUCAGAACAAGAAGUUCUUUCUGCACUAAUGUUAACAUUCUCACCUCUUUCUUCAUAUACUUCUCUUUCAAUCUCUUCUUCUUCUUCUUCUUCCCAAGUAAUAGUAGUAGCAGCAGAACAAGACUAUCAACAACAAAAACCACAACUACGAAGCUCACAACUUGUUGCAUUGGAAUAUGCUGACCUCAAUCUCUCUUACAACUUGAAUUUGGGUCAUGGCAGAAUCAGGCAACAUGUCAAUCCUUCUUCUUUCUCUAGUCCUGCACAAGUACCAGACUGGAAUCAGGUCUUUGCAGACCCUGCUUUGCCACUCAUGGUAGAUAUUGGAUGUGGCAGCGGCAGGUUUCUUAUGUGGCUUGCAAAAAGAACACCUAAAGUGAGAAAUCAUUUGGGAUUGGAAAUACGGCAAAAGAUGGUCAAGCGUGCUGAGUUAUGGGUAAAAGAUCUGGCUCUGGAUAACAUACAUUUCUUGUUUGCAAAUGUCUCGAUUUCUUUCAAGCAGUUGGUAGAAUCAUAUCCUGGUCCCUUGCAGUUAGUUUCGAUUUCGUGUCCAGACCCUCAUUUAAAGAAAAAAUAUCAUAAAAGAAGAGUUUUGCAAAAGCCUUUGGUUGGCACUAUUGUAGAUAAUUUAUCUCCAGGGGGACAGGUGUUUGUACAAUCUGAUGCACUCGAAGUGGCACUUGACAUGAAAAACCAGUUAGGUGAAGUUGAUGCACUUAGUCACAUAGAUGCUUUGAACUCUGAUAUAUUGUGUGACAGUGAAGGAUGGUUAUUAAGCAACCCUAUGGGGAUUCGGACUGAGAGAGAGAUUCAUGCCGAAUUUGAAGGAGUGAAAAUCUAUCGAAGGUUGUACGAGAAGAAGCAGAUGUGAUUGCUUUGUCAAAGUUCGAGUUAAGCUGACCUCACACUUCAAAUUUCAAAUCUUAGAUUUUGAAAUAAUUAUUUAGUUCUUUGUAACUUAAGAAAGAAUAAAACUUAUAAAUUUGUUUGUGUUAUUGAAAAGUUAAGAUCGAUGGGUUCAUGGAAAAGAUUAUGCAUAUAACUAUUUGAAUUUUUUCUUAUUUACACAAGAGCUUGUUAAAAUGGUUAGUGGGCUAAGGUGUUGAGCUUUGUAAUCUGAUAUUCUGAUUAUUCA